Messenger RNA from Bactrocera dorsalis (oriental fruit fly), 2316 nucleotides. Its product is annotated as arylsulfatase B. The transcript has 7 exons. The record is from RefSeq and is a predicted model, not a curated record. NCBI's taxonomy places the organism in Eukaryota, Metazoa, Arthropoda, Insecta, Diptera, Tephritidae. The coding region runs from base 238 to 2154 and encodes 638 amino acids.
AAAAUUUGAUCGACGCGGUAGCACUUCGCCAGAAAGCCUCGGCAUGCAAUUCAGUCGUUGCGAGGAGUUGAAGUAGUAAGGAUCAGUGUGAGACAGUGGUGCAGUGGCAAUGAAAUUGAAAUUGAAAUUAAUGCAAAUUCAGUUUGAAGUGUAAAUUAAGAAUUUUUGUAAAGCAAAAACACAGAGUGUAACACAGCUGUAAGCCAAGAAAAGCAAAACAAAACGCAAAAAUACAAAAUGCAAAGUCACCCAGUUGACCGCCAAUUCAGCUGCAUUGGCCUUUAUUUUUUGUUGUUGUUCCUUUUGUUGCCGGCAUCGCUCAACCGUCAACAUCACGUGGCCGCAGUGACGGCAAUUAACACGGAAACAGCUGGUGUACUACAACAACAACAGCAGCAAGCAACACAACCCACGCCACAAGAGCAGCAGCAACAAGAACAACAACGACAACAGCAAAGUCAGUCACAAAACAACUCAAAGCCAAACAUAAUAAUCAUUUUAAUUGAUGAUAUGGGCUUCAACGAUGUCAGCUUUCACGGCUCGAAUCAGAUAUUAACACCGAAUAUUGAUGCACUCGCCUACAACGGCAUCAUACUGAACCGACACUAUGUGCCGAAUCUCUGCACACCCUCGCGGGCGACGCUGCUCACCGGCAAAUAUCCAAUACACACAGGUAUGCAACAAUCUGUCAUCAUUAACGAUCAACCCUGGGGACUGCCACUGCAAGAGCACCUGCUGCCCGAGAUACUGCGCGAUAACGGUUAUGCAACGAAUUUAAUUGGUAAAUGGCAUUUAGGUUUCUGGCGCAAAGAACUAACGCCCACAAUGCGCGGCUUCGAUCAUCAUUUCGGCUAUUAUUCGGGCUACAUUGACUACUACAAUCACACGUUGCAUAUGCUGGAUCGCAAUUACUCGGCAGGUUUGGAUUUUCGUCGCGACUUGUCGCCAUGGCCGGAGGCGGAUGGUCUUUAUGCCACCGAUGUUUUCACUCAGGAAGCGGAACGUGUUAUCUACCAACAUGAUGCGGCGGCGAAGCCUUUGUUCCUGCUAAUGAGCCACUUGGCCGUACACACCGGUAAUGAGAAUAAUCCGAUGCAGGCGCCGGACGAGGAGGUGGAGAAAUUCGCGCACAUUAGUGACAAGAAGAGGCGCACAUAUGCAGGUAUGGUCUCACGCCUGGACGACAGCGUUGGUCGCGUAGUGCGUGCGCUCUCGAACAAAGGUAUGCUGAACAAUUCAAUAGUGUUGCUAUACUCCGACAAUGGUGCGCCAACUGUGGGCGUACACUCAAAUGCAGGCUCCAAUUAUCCCUUCCGUGGCCAAAAGGAGUCACCAUGGGAGGGCGGUUUACGCUCGGCUGGACUCAUCUGGAGUCCACUGUUACAACAGCAGCGUUACGUUUCCAAUCAAGUCGUACAUGCAAUCGAUUGGCUGCCCACAUUAGCCAGCGCGGCCGGCAUAACACUGCCAACCAAGCUGCAACUGGACGGUGUGAAUUUAUGGCGCGUGCUUAGCGAAAAUGGCGCGCCACAACCGCGACGCCUCAUACACGUGCUGGAUGACAGUGUUGGCUAUAGCUCUUAUACACGCGGCGCGCUCAAAUACGUGAAUGGCAGCAGCUUUGGUGGUCAAUACGAUGGCUGGUUAGGCGAUUUACCAGCCAUCGAACAAGAUCCCACUGCGCCAUAUUAUGCGCAACAAGUGCUCUCCUCAGAGGUACAACACGUGCUCGGCAGUGAAGCGCUCAGCGUAGAACAGGUGGAGAGUUUACGCGCUCAAGCCACACAUCAAUGUCCCAACAACAAUGAGGAUUACACACAAGAAAUCUAUCAUUGUGAACCACUGCUGGAACCAUGCUUCUUCGAUAUUGAAAAGGAUCCUUGUGAACGCUACAAUCUGGCUAAACUCUAUCCACUACAGGUACAGCUGCUGGCGCAAGAAGUGGAGCAGUUUAGACAAGGCGCGGUGGAGAGCGCACAGAAUACAUUCAGUGAUCCGCGCUGUGAUCCAGCUUUGCAUGGUGGUGUCUGGGAGUGGUGGGCGGCGACAUCAGCAGCGAAUUCUCUCUGGGAUUUUGACUUUAAAGGAGCAGAGUAUGCGGCGGUGUUGAAUGUGUUAGCGCUGGCUUGGCGUAGCAUACUGGCAGACCUAUGAAAGAACGCUCGAAAAUUUGAAAUGCAUUUAAUUAGCACUUACUUAGUUAUAAAAGAUAAGGAAUUUUAUGAAAUCUUUUUUAUAUUUUUUAAGCUAUUUAGUUCUUGCCAUUUGUAGUAAGAUUACAAUAAAAUUUAAUUUAUAAAAAAUCUCACUAAAUAU